Eptesicus fuscus (big brown bat) is the source of this 1801-nucleotide messenger RNA. It is a transcript of the gene RAB22A, whose product is annotated as RAB22A, member RAS oncogene family. The transcript is spliced from 7 exons. The record is from RefSeq and is a predicted model, not a curated record. Bases 286 to 870 code for a protein of 194 amino acids. Gene Ontology annotation, molecular function: GTP binding; GTPase activity. NCBI's taxonomy places the organism in Eukaryota, Metazoa, Chordata, Mammalia, Chiroptera, Vespertilionidae.
CCGAGGUGGGCGGGGAGGUCAGGUGACCCGGCCGGCGUCCCAAGAUGGCGGCGGCGGCUGCGCCCGGGAGGCCGCGGCACCGUCCCGGCUGCUGAAGCGGGUUUCGCGCGGCUGGCGGCGGACGGGCCGGGGUCGAGAGCCGGCGAACGGGCGGCCGCCGCGUCAGCACGCCCCGCGGCCGGGGCUGGGCCGAGCGGCGGCGGAGCAAGGGAAUGCUCGUGCGGGCCCCGGCCUGUCCCUCCUCAACUUAGGGCGGCGGCGGGCCCGCGCCCCGGCUCCGGGGCCAUGGCGCUGAGGGAGCUCAAAGUGUGUCUGCUGGGGGACACAGGUGUGGGUAAAUCAAGUAUUGUAUGGCGGUUCGUGGAAGACAGUUUUGAUCCGAACAUCAACCCAACUAUAGGGGCAUCCUUUAUGACCAAGACUGUCCAGUACCAAAAUGAGCUGCAUAAAUUCCUAAUCUGGGAUACAGCUGGACAAGAACGAUUCCGUGCCUUAGCGCCCAUGUACUAUCGAGGGUCGGCUGCAGCUAUAAUUGUUUAUGAUAUCACAAAAGAAGAGACCUUUUCAACAUUAAAGAAUUGGGUAAAGGAGCUUCGACAGCACGGCCCACCUAAUAUUGUAGUUGCCAUUGCAGGAAAUAAGUGUGAUCUUAUCGAUGUAAGAGAAGUCAUGGAGAGAGAUGCUAAGGAUUACGCCGACUCCAUCCAUGCGAUUUUUGUAGAGACCAGUGCAAAAAAUGCGAUAAACAUCAAUGAACUGUUUAUAGAAAUUAGUCGAAGAAUUCCAUCCACCGACACCAACCCGCCAUGUGGCGGGAAGGGCUUCAAACUCCGGAGACAGCCUUCAGAGCCCAGGCGAAGCUGCUGUUGACUCAGCCUCAGCCUCAGCCUCAGUGGUGAAGUAGGUGGUCCUGAAAGCUAACAGGAGGGCUGGGCCCUGCUGCCAGGCUUCGCCUAGCUGGUCUGGGGUCUUCGUGCAAAAAAGAGUCGCAAAAAUUGACCAGUCUGUUUCCUCUUCGAAGACUAGCAGUGCUGUUUCAGUCUUCGGACUUUUGUUAUGUAAAGACUCUGGGGGACAAAGGGACUCCAUCACUGGCUUUUGACCUGUUGAAAAGGAACAUGUAAUUGUAUGGAUGGUAGGAUCCAAUUGUUGCGUCGUUUUGUAAUCAAGAUUUUAUGUAACAUUUGUAAAGGGAAAUGAGCACUUUCAUCAUUCUUGAGGAAAAGAAGACCUCGUGGAGAUUAUAAUUUCCUUCGUUUCACAUUACCACUGUUCUGGGGAGUUGUAUAAUUUAAAAUGUGGUAGCAUAUCGUUAAGUGGAGGGAUGGCGAUUAUUAUCUGAAGGUAAAAUGGGUUAUUUAUCGGACUGAUGGAAAUGAUUGCAUCCAUCUCCAGAGCACUUUCCAUUGCAUACAUUAGUCCAGGAUACAUACAGUAAGUUCACAACAACAAUAGCCCGCAGCUCAGCCUCUGUUUGCAUUCUGACCCUGUCCUGUACGUGUCACCAAACUCAUUAUUGGCACCUUCUGUAAUAAGCUCUAAGGAUCAGGGGUGGUGGUGGAGAAGCUGACUGGAGUAAAUCAAAUUGCAUAUGUUUAAACUGACUAACUGGUUUAAAAAGAAGGAAAAGAAAGUAGUGUAAAUACUGUCAAUUUUUUAUUUAACCCAAAUAUUUUGGUGGGGGAAACAAUUAUCUGUUGGUUAGCCUAUGUAAAGUUGUAGUUCAUAUUUAUGAGACCAUUGCUUAAAAAGUAUAAAUUAUGUAAAUAUGGUAAUAAAUUCUGUGUUUCAUUCCAUUUAA